AAUCCCAGAACAACUCUGCUGCAUAAUCUGCUCUAAUCCAGUAAUCUGUCCCUCCCCCACCGUGCCAGGCUCAGACCUCAGUCAGUUUUGACCUGCAGGGAUGAAAGCUGCGGCUCUGGAAGAGUUCCUCGUUCUGCCAUGGCCUGAGAGUGAAAACUGGAGGGUCUGGGUUGGUCUUCUGCUGAAGUGUGGAGCUGCGCUUGGGCUCUCUCUGAUCUGCGGGGUCACACUCAGAAGGUGGAUUGGGGGAGGAGUCUGUCGCUGCACGAUCCACCUGGAUGGAAAGACGGUUCUGGUGACCGGGGCGAACAGCGGCAUUGGGAAGGAGACCUGCAGGGAUCUGGCACGCAGAGGGGCCCGGGUGGUCAUGGCGUGCCGGGACCUGACCCGAGCAGUGCAAGCAGCCGAAGAGAUCAGGGAGUCCACAGGAAAUGGGAACGUGGUCGUCAGGCACCUUGACCUGGCCUCGGUCUAUUCUGUCAGGACAUUUGCCAAAGAGUUUCUGGACACCGAGGACAGACUGGACAUCCUCAUCAACAAUGCAGGAGUCAUGAUGUGUCCAAAAUGGCUGACGGAGGACGGCUUCGAAACGCAGCUGGCUGUCAAUCACCUGGGUCACUUUCUGCUGACCAAUCUGCUGCUGGCAAAGAUGAAAAGCUCCGCCCCCAGUCGCGUGGUCAAUGUGUCCUCCAUUGCCCACCGGGGGGGUCGCAUUGACUUUGAUGACCUGUUCUUCAGCCGGCGGCCGUACAGCGCUCUGGAGAGCUACAGGCAGAGCAAGCUGGCCAACGUUCUGUUCACUCGGGAGCUGGCGCGCCGGCUCAAAGGCUUAGGUGUGUCGGCCUUCUGUCUCCAUCCGGGGGUCAUCCGCACCGAGCUGGGUCGCCAUGUAGAGAGCUGGUUCCCCCUGCUGGGGGCGCUGCUGAGGCUCCCCGCCCUGCUGCUCAUGAAGACCCCAUGGCAGGGCUGCCAGACCACCGUGUUCUGCGCAGUGACUCCGGGUCUGGAGGAUCGGUCCGGAUGCUAUUUCAGCGACUGUGAGGAGAAGGAGGCGGCUCCAGAGGGGCGGGACGAUGAGGCGGCGAGGAGGCUGUGGGACCACAGCGCCCGACUGGUCAGACUAGAAGACGCUUGCUGUAAAGGAACCACGGCGGGACUCGGGAGCAGAUGACGUCACACCGAUGACGUCACGCCAAUGAUGUCAUCGGUGUGACGUCACAUCAAUGACGUUUUGGACAGAAGAUGGAAGCAGCUCAGCUUAACACACAGAUCUAGAGGUUCCUGGAACAUCCCAUGGUUCUCCUGAUGAUCCAGCUGAAGGUUCUGGAGGUGAAGUUCUUCUGACCGCUCAUAGAAUCCUCCCGUUCUUCAGAGUCUCUGUUUAAAUGAAUUUAAAGUAUC
Messenger RNA from Oryzias melastigma (Indian medaka), 1401 nucleotides. RefSeq names its product retinol dehydrogenase 13 (gene crdhl). Lineage: Eukaryota; Metazoa; Chordata; Actinopteri; Beloniformes; Adrianichthyidae. The transcript is spliced from 7 exons. Bases 101 to 1171 code for a protein of 356 amino acids. The record is from RefSeq and is a predicted model, not a curated record.